Messenger RNA from Lecanosticta acicola, 819 nucleotides. NCBI's taxonomy places the organism in Eukaryota, Fungi, Ascomycota, Dothideomycetes, Mycosphaerellales, Mycosphaerellaceae. The record is from the annotation of a GenBank genome assembly.
AUGUCACAGCUCACUCUACUCAACGCUGAUGAGUUGGUGAUGCCUUCUCCGACAGAACCGCACGCCGAUACUCUCGCGCCAUCGCCUCCCCCUAUCCGCGGUCCCUCGUCCUUCUCCGAGCUCCGCACAUUCGACGACCGUCUCUCGCUCCCACUGUAUUUCCGCAUCCCACUGGCUUGUACUAUCGGCUCAGUCUCCGGGCUCCUCCUCGGUCUCGCAAAAGGCUCCAACGAUGCAGGCUAUCGCUUUCAAGCUGAGAAUGCCCAUCGUCUGCCCACCACCUCCACUGGUUGGUAUUUCUACCACAAAUCGAAGAACUAUAACAUGAUGCUCGGGGGAGUGAAGGAGGGCACCAAACAGGCCGCGAGAUAUACCCUAUGGGUAGGCAUGUUCUUCAUCCUAGAAGAAGGUGUGGACAGGGGUCGAGCGGCGGGCUGGAGGCUCUGGGGUAGAGUCAAGGGUGGAGAAUACAAGAGAGGAAGCAGUCUGGAGCAGGCGCUAGCAGAGGAUCAAGAGGAGGCCAUCGAUGAGAAGCAAGUCUUGAUGAACAGAGACUGCAUAUCUUCCAUGCUGGCUGGUCUGGGAACUGCCGGGAUCUUCAGUGCUUGGAACCGGUUUCCUCUGCCAACUGCUGCGAGAACUGCGAAGAUGGGCGCACGGGCUGGUCUUGUCUUUGGAUUGCUGCAGGACGCCGUGAGUCUGGUGAAGGGAAGACGUGUGGGCUAUGUGGAGUUCGUAAAGAGGCAUACGCUCGGCUCGAAGGGUGAAGAUGACUUGCAUCUGGCUGGACAGGAAACAUCACACGCACCAAAAACCUGA